This is a messenger RNA of Antechinus flavipes (yellow-footed antechinus), 2644 nucleotides long. It is a transcript of the gene RPP25, whose product is annotated as ribonuclease P and MRP subunit p25. The transcript has a single exon. The record is from RefSeq and is a predicted model, not a curated record. Bases 450 to 1052 code for a protein of 200 amino acids. Gene Ontology annotation, cellular component: ribonuclease MRP complex. Gene Ontology annotation, biological process: tRNA 5'-leader removal. NCBI's taxonomy places the organism in Eukaryota, Metazoa, Chordata, Mammalia, Dasyuromorphia, Dasyuridae. Gene Ontology annotation, molecular function: RNA binding.
GGGGCGGUGUUGGGGGGAAGAGAGAGAAACGGCGGGGGCGGGACCAAGGCGGGGCUGAGGGAGGGACAGCUCCAGUGGUGAAAGGAGCUUGGCUCCUGGGUAGUCUCCAAGUCUCGAAAGAGGAGCCGGGAUGUAGUGGACCGGACAGUCUGGGCCAGCUGGGAGCUAGCGGUUUGGGGAGGGAGGGAGAGAUUUGUCCGCCCCGUCUGGCCCCGAGACUGAGCCUUUGAGAGGAAGCCCGGGGACUCUUGCGAGCAAACGGUCCCCGUGGGCGCCCCUACCCCGAUCCGGGGGUGUCCGGUAGGAGGAGGGGCUGGGAGAUGAUGGGCCGGGGAGCCCGGCGGGCAUCCUGGUGCUGCCAGGGUCCCCCCGGUGACUAGGGCAGGCGGCUGGUCCAUGGAGGGCCCCUGUAGAGCCUGCUUCUUUUCCACGCUGCCCCCCGGCCGCGCAUGGAGAACUUCAAGAAGGUGCGCACGGAGGAGGCGGACACCGAGGCGGAGAGCCUCGGGCCCUUCGCCGACCUGGCCCCGGGAGCCGUGGAGAUGAAGGUGAAGGAGGGCAGUAAGAUCCGCAACUUGCUGGGCUUCGCCGCGGCGCGCAUGGAGCAGCCGGCCACUCGCACCAUAGUGUUCAGCGGCUGUGGCCGCGCCGUCACCAAGACUGUCACCUGCGUGGAAAUUCUCAAGCGGCGGCUGGCCGGCCUGCACCAGGUCACCCGGCUGCGCUACCGGAGCUUAAGGGAGGUGUGGGAGAGCCGCCCGCCGCCCCCCGGCUGCCCGGGCCCCAGCCUCAGCGUGCACAAGAACGUGCCCGCCGUCUCCAUUCUGCUCUCCAAGGACGCCCUGGAUCCCGGGCAGCCCGGCUACCAGCCCCCAGAGCCCCGGCCCGACGCGCAGAUCUGGGCGCCGGCGCUGGCGCCAGCGCCGCCUGCUGCCCCCGGACUGAAGAGGGGCCCCGGCUCGCCCGCGGCCGAGGAGAGGGCGAGUAAGAGGCUGCAGGGCCGCGAAAGGCCGGGCGCAGAGGGGGAGGGGAGCUGGGACGGAGCCGGCUGAGAACUCUUUGCUGCGGGAGUCACCCUUCUCCUUAAGAUCAGCACGGUGGGCGGGCUCCCCUUUCCUCAAACACAGUUUUUCUGACUCGACCCUCAUCACUGUCCUUUCUCGGACCAUGCCCCGGAAUGACCCUGCACUAUCAGUCGCCUCUCCCUGAAAGGAGAGAGAAAAGCUCUGCGUUUGGAGUGAACCCCUUUCCCCUUCGCCGUCCUAAAUGCGAUCUUCAGAGUGUUGAAAACCAAUUAGCGGAGCCUCGAAACGGCCGCUGCCAGCCUGGAAGCCUGCCUUUAGUCCCUCUGACUUCAGUUCCAGUCUCCCUGCUUCCCGCUCCCUUCUCCGGUGGACCCCCUGGAGUGUCCUGCCGGAAUGCGUGGAAGAUGCCCUCCCUGGGAAAGACACCCUAAUCUCCUGGCGGGGAAAUGCAAUCUGGCCAUCAGGUGUGGGUUCUGCUCCACCACCACGGAGCCAUCCCUACUUCAGACCUAGGGGGAAGGGGAAGGGGGAGGAAAGGGAGUUGUUGCAGGAGUGGUUCUUGUGAAGGUAGAACAGGAAUUCUUGAGAAUCUCGAACAUAGUUGAGGACAUUUCUUCUGUCCCAGGCCGUGUCCCCAUUUGUGUCUGAUCUCAGGGAUGGACUUUGGGCCACCCAACUGACACUCCCAACCCCAUCCGACACUUAAUUCUGUUUCCCGAUACAGUCUCCCUAGACUCAGAAAGAUCCACAAAUCAAUGGGAGAUGAGCUCCUGAGAGGUUCCAAGAGAGAUCUCUUAGUCUGGAUUCUCUAUCUGGGUCUUUUGGGGAGUCAAAGGUAAGGUAGUGGGGGAGAGAGGGGAGAAUCGGAGAUCAGGACAUACUGAAAGGAUGCAUGGAAGAAAUCUGACAGGCAGUCUGACACAUUGGAGGGGAGAAAGGGAUCCAUUCCCCAUCUCCACACUUUUCUUUCUUUAUAGUCUGUUUCCUUUGUAAAGAGAUCCUGAAAUCACACCAUAGGUUUGGAAGGAGAGGCAAGUUCUUUCUAACCCUAGAUUCAGGAUAGGGGAUGAGGGUGGGGGUGGGAGAGAAGAGCAGGAUGAAUGUGUAUUAACUAAUGAAGAGCCAUGGAUUGAGGGAAGAGAAAGGUUAGGUAGAAGGUGGUGUGUUAUGCAGGCUCCCAGGAUCUCCAAGUUUUGUCCAUCCCUAAAAGGAAAAGACAAUCCCUUAACCCAACACAUGUCAUAUCAAAAGCAGAGUUUAUAAAGAGAAAUCUAGAAGCCAGAUUUUUUUUGGGGGGGGUCUCUUUUUCCUGACUAGCCCUGAAGUGUGGAGAGUUAGUGAAAAUCCUUGCUUCAUGCAUCAAGCCCCUACAAAGCUUAGCUGGGAGACACUGAGCUUUGAGAGAGACAUUAGGAGGGAGGGAAGAAGGGGAGGGAGUAUGGGUAGGCAGUUAGAGGAGCUGGGCCCUGAGAAUAAUGUGUGGUAUGGCUGGCUGCAGUAACACCUUCAUCUGGGAGCCCCUUCAAUCACCCCAGAGAGACACUGUCAGUGUUAUUAAUGGUAGCUCCAGUGACUUGUGGCUCCUAGCUCCUUUGGAAUAAAACACAUAAACAAGAAGA